AUGUCCCCAUCUCGUUGGAAUUCCCAAGACGUGAUGGUCGUUUUCCAGUCUCUGUCUGGUGACCAGGUAGGGGUCAGCGCACAGCAACUGCAGGGUGUCGUGGACAGUCGGAUCACACAAGGUGUCAUCUUUGGAACCAGGAUUGGUGCAGCUGUGAUCACCAUUGUCAUCCUCAUGAUGGUGUCCAAAAACCGUAAAACUCCCAUUUUCAUCAGCAAUCAAAUCUCAUUGUUGCUCGUGGUCAUACAAUCAGCUCUAUACCUCGGGUACCUUUUCAGUCCCUUUGCUUCGAUUAGUUUUACGAUUGCGCUACUACCAAACAACAUUCCGAAGUCUGACAUACAUCUGUUUGCAGCAGCCAACAUCUUUCAAGUGUUACUGGUUGCCGCUAUUGAGGCUUCCUUGAUCCUGCAGGUUCGCAUUAUUUUCAAGAGUGACACACUAAAGGCCUUAGCUCGAGCGUUGGUGGGUUUUUCUUCCGCACUCGCGGCAGCAACUGUAGCUGUUUAUCUGGUAUCAGCGAUCAAAUCCAUCUCGGCAAUUUAUGCCAGUGCCGAAGCUCUGCCGGAUACAGUAUUCUUUAAUGUGGGGGUUAUUCUUCAGUCAUCAUCAAUCAAUUUCAUGACACUUCUGUUAACUAUCAAAUUGGCUCUGGCUGUGAGGUCUAGAAGGUUUUUGGGUCUGAAGCAGUUCGAUAGCUUUCAUAUUUUGGCUAUUAUGUCUUUCCAGACCCUAAUAUUUCCCAGUUUGCUGUUUAUUUUGGCAUACGCAUUAUCUGGUGUCAAGGGCACCAACUCUUUGAAUAGCAUUGCAGUCUUACUGGUGACCCUUUCAUUACCAAUGUCUUCAAUGUGGGCAACGUCGGCCAACAAUGCAACAAGGCCUUCUUCUUUGAAUACCUCCUUCACUCCCUCCAUUUACGAUGCAUGCUCUGCAAAAAUGGACGAUCGCAGUUUAUGCUCGUCCGGGCAUGACAGGGCCAACCGACAGGCUUACGAAUUGUACCCAAUAUCUCGGGACAGUAACUUCCGCCAGUGUUACGCAUAUGAUAUGCCUGAUGGGGAAAAGGCCAAUCUCCAAUCAUUAGCAGCCUCAUUGAGUACAGCAGGUGGCAGCCUUUCUUCUGGCAAACCACACCACAAAAAUCAGCAGCAAAGUCUGGAUCAGCUCGAGCGCGUAAUAGAACCUGGCGCUUACACGCCAAAUACCCUGGACGAUGAAGAAGCGCGUAAUUUUUGGUCUGGCACAAAGCCUUGA
Molecule: messenger RNA, 1257 nt
Organism: Lachancea dasiensis
Lineage: Eukaryota; Fungi; Ascomycota; Saccharomycetes; Saccharomycetales; Saccharomycetaceae
Source: the annotation of a GenBank genome assembly